Molecule: messenger RNA, 897 nt
Organism: Neolamprologus brichardi
Lineage: Eukaryota; Metazoa; Chordata; Actinopteri; Cichliformes; Cichlidae
Product: C-type lectin domain family 4 member M-like
Source: RefSeq, a predicted model, not a curated record
GGAAAAAGAGAAAUCAGUUUGUGGAUAAGUUCAAAAUAUCAUUAUAUGAGUACAUUCCUUUAUCUUAUCCUGAUAAAAUAAAGAACAGCCUGAGAUGGACUAUGAAAAUGUACCUGAUACAUCAGCAAGAAAAAGAAAACUCUGCAGACUAGUUGUUCUGAGCUUUGGACUUCUGUUUAUUCUUCAAGUUAUUCUCAGCAUUUCCCUGCGACUGUCUCUUUACCAGGCCACUAAAAAUGAGACUAAAGAAGAAGAGUCACUGAGGAGGAAGCUGAAUAUUUUCGAUCUCAAUACACAACAAGGAUGGGUAUACUUCAGGGGCAGUUUUUAUUACAUUUCGUAUAUUAAAAAGUCCUGGAGUGACAGCAGAGAGGACUGUUUGCAAAGAGGUGCAGACCUGGUGAUUAUCAGCAGCACAGAGGAACAGAACUUCAUAAGGCUGUUCAGGCGUAACACGUGGAUCGGACUGAGUGACACAGAGGAAGAGGGGACGUGGAAGUGGGUGGAUGGGAGUUUGCUGAACAGCAGUUUCAGAUACUGGCGAACCGGUGAGCCCAACAGCCUUGUGAACGAAGACUGUGGCGUGAUGGCAGCAAAUGACGAAGAAAACUGCUGGAAUGACGCAAACUGCAGAGAUGAAAACUUUUGGAUCUGUGAAAAAAAGAUGGAACAGUGAUCAGUAGCAGGGAAAUUGUCCCAUCACAUACAGAUGUUAACACGUUUGUCUCAGCAGCUGGCUUGCUAUGUUGUGGAAAAUCCUUUGAAUUGAUAAUUUGUGAGUCUUUUAUAUCUGCUUUUAAAUUCCUUAGAGAGACCUCUAAAGGGAAGUCUGCAGAGCAUGUAGAUCAGCGGUCCCCAACCUUUUUUGCGCCACGGACCGGUUUAUGCCCGACAAUA